Molecule: messenger RNA, 6066 nt
Organism: Petromyzon marinus (sea lamprey)
Lineage: Eukaryota; Metazoa; Chordata; Hyperoartia; Petromyzontiformes; Petromyzontidae
Product: myosin-1-like
Cellular component (GO): myosin filament; myosin II complex; cytoplasm
Molecular function (GO): actin filament binding; ATP binding; microfilament motor activity
Source: RefSeq, a predicted model, not a curated record
AGUAGACCGAUACAUUUGUGGGUAAACGCCGUGGUGAACUCCAGCCAGAACUCCAGCCAGUGCAGUACAGAGUUGUUUGCAAACUGUGAGGGAUCGCCAGCCAAACAUGGGUGACCUGCACGAGUUUGGGGAAGCCGCUCCAUUUCUGAGGAAGUCUGACAAGGAACGGCUGGAAGCUCAGCACCGUCCCUUUGACACCAAGAAGGAAAUGUACGUGGCCGACGUCAAGGACAUGUACGUCAAGGCCACGGUCAAGAGCAGUGACGGUGGCAAAGUCACCGUUGAGACUGAAGAUGGCCGGACCGUCACAGUGAAAGCAGAGGAUGUACACCAAAUGAACCCUCCCAAGUUCGAUAAAAUCGAGGACAUGGCGAUGCUGACGUUUCUGAAUGAAGCGGCUGUUCUCUACAACCUCAAGGAAAGAUACGCUGCCUGGAUGAUCUACACCUACUCUGGGCUCUUCUGCGUCACUGUGAACCCAUACAAAUGGCUGCCGGUGUACAAUAAGGAGGUCGUGGCUGGAUACAGAGGGAAGAAGCGUCAGGAGGCACCCCCUCAUAUUUAUUCCAUCUCUGACAACGCCUAUCAGUCCAUGCUGACAGACAGAGAAAACCAGUCGGUUCUGAUCACCGGAGAAUCCGGUGCGGGGAAGACCGUCAACACGAAGAGAGUCAUCCAGUACUUCGCAACAAUCGCGGCGCUGGGCGACGCCACCAAGAAGGAGGCCUCGCAGUCUCAGAUGAAGGGCACCCUAGAGGAUCAAAUUGUCCAGGCCAACCCUCUCAUGGAAGCGUUCGGCAAUGCCAAGACCGUCAGGAACGACAACUCCUCGCGUUUUGGAAAAUUCAUCCGAAUCCACUUUGGAGCCUCCGGAAAGCUGGCGUCUUGCGACAUAGAAACCUAUCUGCUGGAGAAAUCCCGUGUCACCUUCCAGCUUCCCACCGAAAGGAACUACCACAUCUUCUUUCAAAUAAUCUCUCAGCAGAAGCCGGAGCUCAUCGACAUGCUGUUAAUCACUACAAACCCCUAUGACUAUGUAUUCAUUAGUCAGGGUGAAAUCACCGUGGCAUCUAUUGAUGACAAAGAAGAGCUCAUGGCAACUGAUAGCGCCAUCGACAUCCUGGGCUUCACCAACGAUGAGAAAUUGAGCAUCUACAAGCUGACCGGCUCCAUCAUGCACUACGGCAACAUGAAGUUCAAGCAGAAACAGCGGGAGGAGCAGGCGGAGCCCGACGGUGUGGAGGACGCGGACAAGGCUUGCUAUUUGAUGGGAAUCAAUUCUGCUGACCUCCUCAAAGCCCUCUGCUACCCAAGGGUCAAAGUGGGAAACGAGGUUGUCACCAAAGGCCAGACAGUCCAACAGGUUUACAAUAACAUUGGUGCUCUGGCAAAAACUAUUUUCGAGAAACUCUUCCUGUGGAUGGUCAUUCGCAUUAACCAAUCGCUGGACACAAAGAAGGCGAGGCAACAUUUCAUUGGCGUGCUGGACAUUGCUGGCUUUGAAAUAUUUGAUUAUAAUACCUUCGAGCAACUUUGCAUCAAUUUCACAAACGAAAGGCUGCAGCAGUUCUUCAACCACCACAUGUUCGUGCAAGAGCAGGAAGAGUACAAGAAGGAGGGCAUCGACUGGGUCUUCAUCGACUUCGGCAUGGACCUGCAGGCCUGCAUCGACCUCAUCGAGAAGCCCAUGGGCAUAAUGUCCAUCCUCGAGGAGCAGUGCAUGUUCCCCAAGUCGAACGACAGCACCUUCAAGGAGAAGUUGUACGACCAGCACCUCGGCAAAUCCAGCUUCUUCCAGAAGCCCAAGCCGUCGAAGGGGAAACACGAGGCUCACUUCACCCUCGGUCACUACGCCGGCAACGUGGACUACAACAUCUCUGGCUGGCUGGAGAAGAACAAGGAUCCACUGAACGACUCUGUGGUGCAGAUCUACCAGAAGGCCAGCCUCAAAGUGCUCGGCGCUCUCUUUGCCAACUUUGCAAGCGCCGAUGCCGAUGCCGGAGGUGCAAAGAAGGCAAAGAAAAAGGGAUCCUCGUUUCAAACUGUGUCUGCUUUGCACAGGGAAAAUCUGAACAAGUUGAUGACAAAUUUGAAGACAACCCAUCCUCAUUUCGUCCGCUGCCUCAUUCCCAAUGAGACAAAGACCCCAGGGGUCAUGGACAACAACCUCGUGAUGCACCAGCUGCGUUGUAACGGCGUGCUGGAGGGCAUCAGGAUCUGCAGGAAGGGCUUCCCCAACAGGAUUCUCUACGGUGACUUCAAGCAGCGGUAUCGCAUCCUUAAUCCAAGUGCCAUGCCAGAUGGGCAGUUCAUUGACAACAAGACUGGAUGCGAGAAACUCAUGGAUUCUCUGCAACUUGACAAACUCCAGUACAAGUUUGGGCACACAAAGAUCGUCUUCCGAGCCGGCCUGCUGGGAACCCUGGAGGAGAUGCGGGACGACCGACUCUCCCUGCUACUCACGCGCACGCAGGCCGUCAUGCGCGGCUACCUCAUGCGAAAGAAGAUGAAGCAGCUGAUGGAAACAAGGGAUUCAAUAAUUGUUAUCCAGUACAACAUCAGGAUCUUCAUGGGUGUGAAGAACUGGCCGUGGAUGAACCUGUACUUCAAGAUUAAGCCUCUGCUCAAGUCCGCCGAAUCCGAGAAGGAAAUGGCGAACAUGAAGGAGGAGUUCAUCAAGACCAAGGAGGCCCUUGAGAAGUCAGAGGCCCGGCGUAAGGAGCUGGAGGAGAAGAUGAUCUCCGUUGUGCAGGAGAAACACGACCUCCUCAUGCAAGUUGAGAGCGUUGAAGGAACGAUGGGUGAUGCGGAGGAGCGAUGCAACGAGCUGAUCAAGUCGAAAAUCCACUUGGAAGCCAAACUCAAGGAAGUGCAAGAGAGGGCCGACGAGGAAGAGGAACUGAACGCCGAGCUGACGACCAAGAAGCGAGCGUUUGAGGACGAAUGUUCCGAGCUCAAGAAGGACAUCGAUGACCUCGAGUUAACCCUCGCCAAGGUCGAAAGGGAGAAGCACGCCACUGAAAACAAGGUGAAAACCCUGACCGAGGAGAUGGCAGCGUUGGAAGAGAACAUCGCCAAGCUGACGAAGGAGAAGAAGGCCCUGCAGGAGGCUCACCAGCAGACGCUGGACGACCUCCAGGCGGAGGAGGACAAAUCAAACUCCCUGGCGAAAACCAAGGCCAAGCUUGAGCAGCAAGUGGACGAGCUUGAAGGUUCUUUGGAACAGGAAAAGAAAACUCGCAUGGAUGUCGAAAGAGCGAAGCGGAAAGUGGACGGCGACUUAAAAAUGUCCCAGGAGGCUGUGACAGAUCUAGAAAACGACAAGCAGCAGUUGGAAGAAAAGAUGAAAAAGAAAGACGUGGAAAUCGGACAGACCAACUCAAAAAUGCAAGAUGAAAUGGCUCUCUCAGCUCAGCUACAAAAGAAAAUCAAGGAGCUGCAGGCGCGCAUCGAGGAGCUGGAGGAGGAGAUCGAGGCCGAGCGUGCCGCUCGCGCCAAGGUGGAGAAGCAGAGGUCCGACCUCUCUCGGGAGCUCGAAGAGAUCAGCGAGAGGCUGGAGGAGGCCGGCGGAGCCACCUCGGCUCAGAUCGAGAUGAACAAGAAGAGGGAGGCCGAGUUCCAGAAGCUCAGGAGGGACCUGGAGGAGGCCACCCUGCAGCACGAAGCCACGGCCGCCGCCUUGAGGAAGAAGCAGGCCGACUCCGUGGCCGAGCUCGGGGAGCAGAUUGACAACCUGCAGCGGGUGAAGCAGAAGCUGGAGAAGGAGAAGAGCGAGUUCAAGAUGGAAGUCGACGACCUCAGCAGCAACUUGGAGCAGAUCACAAAGUCCAAGAUUAAUUUUGAGAGGUUAUCCAGGUCCUUGGAAGAUCAGAUUUCUGAUUUGAAGUCAAUUAACGAGGAAAAGCUCCAUUCCGUGAAUGAACUUACCACUCAAAAAGCCAGAAUGCAGACAGAAGUUGCCGAAUUAUCUCGUAAGCUGGAAGAAAAGGAGACUCUGAAUGGGCAGCUCUCCAGAGUAAAACAGUGCAACAGCCAACAAAUUGAGGACUUGAAGAGACAACACGAGGAUGAAGUCAAGGCCAAGAACGCCCUGGCCCACGCCGUGCAGUCGGUGAGGCACGACUGCGACCUCCUCCGCGAGCAGUUCGACGAGGAGCAGGAGGCCAAGGGCGAGUUGCAGAGGGCCAUGUCCAAGGCCAACGCCGAGGUGGCCCAGUGGAGGACAAAGUACGAGACAGACGCCAUCCAAAAGACCGAGGAGCUGGAGGAAGCCAAGAAGAAGAUUGCAGUCCGUCUCCAGGAGGCAGAAGAGCACAUUGAAAUGGCCAACGCGAAGUGUGCUUCUCUUGAGAAGACCAAGCAGCGUCUGCAAGCGGAGAUCGAAGACCUCACGACUGACGUGGAGCGAGCACACUCGGCCGCGACAGCUCUCGACAAGAAACAGAAAUCCUUUGACAAAGUUCUGUCCGAGUGGAAACAGAAGUGCGAGGAAAGCCAGGCUGAGCUCGAGGGGUCCCAGAAGGAAACGCGCUCGCUCAGCACGGAGCUGUUUAAGAUUAAGAACGCGUACGAGGAGGCGCUGGAACAACUUGAGACAGUCAAGCGAGAGAACAAGAACCUCCAGGAAGAGAUUUUGGACUUGACCGAACAACUCGGAGAGAGUGGUAAGAAUGUACACGAGCUGGACAAGUACAGGAAGCAGCUCGAGCAAGACCAGGCUGGCCUGCAGGCUUCUCUCGAAGAGGCAGAGGCUUCUCUGGAGCACGAGGAAGGCAAGAUUCUCCGGGUGCAGCUCGAGCUGAACCAGGUGAAGGCAGAGGUCGACCGCAAGAUCGCCGAGAAGGACGAGGAAAUCGACCAGAUCAAGAGGGGCUUCCAGAGAACCGUGGAGUCCAUGCAGGCGACGUUGGACUCCGAGACCAAGAGCAGGAACGAGGCGCUCAGGCUGAAGAAGAAGAUGGAGGGAGACCUCAACGAGAUGGAAAUCCAGCUCAACCACGCCAACAGGCAGGCGGUCGAGUCUCAGAAGCACCUGCGCAACGCGCAGAACCAAAUGAAGGAUCUUCAGGUGCAUUUGGACGAGGCGCUGCACGGCAACGAGGACUUGACGGAGCAGAACGCGAUGCUGCAGCGUCGCAGCAACCUCCUGCAGGCCGAGAUCGAGGAGAUGCGUGCCGCCCUUGAGCAGACGGAGAAGGCCAGGAGGCUGGCAGAACACGAGCUGCUUGGCACCACCGAGAGAGUGCAGCUGCUGCAUUCACAGAAUACGUGUUUGAUAAAUUCGAAGAAAAAACUAGAAAGCGACCUUUUCCAACUUCAGUCUGAGGCUGAGGAAGCGCUCCUGGAGGCGAGAAGCUCGGAGGAGAAGGCCAAGAAGGCCAUCACUGACGCCGCCAUGAUGGCAGAGGAGCUGAAGAAGGAGCAGGACACGAGCGCCCAUCUCGAGAGGAUGAAGAAGAACAUGGAGCAGACGGUGAAGGAUCUGCAGCACAGGCUGGACGAGGCCGAGCAGAUCGCGAUGAAGGGUAGCAAGAAGCACAUUCAGAAGCUCGAGGCCAGGGUGCACGAGUUGGAGACUGAAGUUGACGCUGGACAAAGACGGAAUUCGGAAGCAAUCAAGGGGACACGGAAGUACGAAUCUAAAAUCAAGGAACUCUCCUUUCAGGCUGAAGAAGACCGUAAGAAUUUGCUGCGUCUGCAGGAUCUGGUUGACAAGCUACAGCUUAAAGUCAAAGCUUAUAAGAGACAUUCAGAGGAAGCUGAGGAGCAAGCGAACGUGGGCCUGUCCAAGUAUCGCACCCUGCAGCACGUGCUGGAUGAGGCUCAGGAGAGAGCUGACAUCGCCGAGUCUCAGGUCAACAAGCUGAGGGCCAAGUCUCGUGAUGUGGCCAAUCAAAAGGUGAGAGGUGAUGAUGAAGAAUAAAAACAGCACAUGCAUUGAACUGUACCCAUUGUUAUUAUUGCAUGCCUACUACAUAAUGUUCUCAAAUAAUUCAGAUAUGCAGUACUUUGGUGUGAGAGGUACAGUCAUAUAAUAAUAAAAUAAAUAAAACACUGAAAACUGAA